Aspergillus pseudonomiae is the source of this 1181-nucleotide messenger RNA. It is a transcript of the gene bbp, whose product is annotated as putative zinc knuckle transcription factor/splicing factor MSL5/ZFM1. Gene Ontology annotation, cellular component: nucleus. The record is from RefSeq and is a predicted model, not a curated record. Gene Ontology annotation, biological process: regulation of mRNA splicing, via spliceosome. Lineage: Eukaryota; Fungi; Ascomycota; Eurotiomycetes; Eurotiales; Aspergillaceae. The coding region runs from base 112 to 1068 and encodes 318 amino acids. The transcript has 5 exons. Gene Ontology annotation, molecular function: mRNA binding.
AUCACCUUACUUUUCCACUCUCAUUAUUAUUUUCCAUUAAUAGCCACUAACCCUGUUGCUCACAUCGCAAGGCAAUAGAUUAACUUCAUUUGCAGCGCAAGUCCAGGGAAAAUGGCCUGGCGGAAUCAAGGAGUCACAGGCUCCAACAACGUCCCUCUGGGCCGGAGACGGUUUGGUGGUGAUGAUCCCGCAGAGGAGGAGAGCCGCACAGCAACUCCUUCGUCUGUCGGGGAGCACAAGCGUGGCAGAAGUCCUGUUCGGGCUGACCCUCCAGCUGACGGGGUCAAGAAGCGCAAGAAGCGCAACCGUUGGGGCGAUGCGCAAGAGAACAAGGCUGCCGGUCUCAUGGGCUUGCCCACGAUGAUCAUGGCAAACUUUACCAAUGAGCAGCUUGAAGCUUAUACGCUUCAUCUCCGUAUUGAGGAGAUUAGCCAAAAGCUUCGUAUCAACGAUGUCGUCCCAGCGGAUGGUGACAGGUCUCCGUCACCCCCUCCGCAGUACGAUAACUUUGGCAGACGUGUAAACACUAGGGAAUACCGUUACCGGAAGCGCCUCGAGGAUGAGCGGCACAAGCUCGUCGAGAAGGCCAUGAAGACCAUUCCUAACUACCACCCGCCUUCUGACUACAGACGUCCUACCAAGACUCAGGAGAAGGUCUACGUUCCAGUGAAUGACUAUCCAGAAAUUAACUUCAUUGGCUUACUCAUAGGACCUCGUGGUAAUACCUUGAAGAAGAUGGAAACCGAAUCCGGUGCCAAAAUUGCUAUUCGUGGCAAGGGCUCUGUCAAGGAAGGAAAGGGACGCUCUGACGCCGCUCACGCUAGCAACCAGGAAGAAGACCUCCAUUGUUUGAUCAUGGCAGACACUGAAGAAAAGGUUAACAAGGCAAAGAAACUGGUGCAUAACGUUAUUGAGACGGCUGCUUCAAUUCCCGAGGGUCAGAACGAGCUCAAGCGGAACCAGCUUCGAGAACUUGCCGCUCUUAACGGUACUCUGCGUGAUGAUGAGAAUCAGGCUUGCCAAAACUGUAAGUACAUCUGUGCGCUGCAACUUGUUCGGUUUUUCUGACUCUUUUCAGGUGGCCAAAUUGGACAUCGCAAGUAUGACUGUCCAGAACAGCGCAACUUUACCGCCAACAUCAUCUGUCGUGUUUGUGGCAACGCUGGUCACAUGGCCCGUGA